UUAGUGACAGCGAUGUACGACAUAUCGGUCUAGUUGACGGCACGUGACGUGUCUCUGUCAACACAACAAUGGCGGAUGCCGUGGAGGAAGUUCUUCAGGGCAGCUGGGACCAGGAUCUCGCUGAUGCUCUGGACUCCGGUGGCUCGGACAUGGAGAUGGAAAGAGGCAUCAUUCAAGUCCAGGAGCAGUCAACUCAGCACAGAGCCAAGAUGUGGAAGAUCGCUCUAAAUGUCUCCGGGAAAGGAGACAGCCUGUCUCCCUGGGAUGGUGUCCUUGAUUUGCCAGAACAGACACUGAUUCACAACCGCAGUCAACAGCUGAUCAGCCAGCUGGGAGCUUCAGAUGAAGACAGAAGUGAAACAGUGUCUGACGUAGAGUCAGUCAUCACUUUCUACUGCAAGUCUCGUAACAUCACUUUCACUCCGGAGCUCAGCUGGCCGCACCUGCUCAAACCUCUCCUGGGCCUUCAGCUGCCCCGCAGCGACCUUUACAACUGCUUCUACGCUAUCAUGAACAAAUACAUCCCCAGAGACUGCGUGCAGAAGGGUCGACCUUUCCACCUGUACAGACUUCUACUGCAGUAUCAUGAGCCGGAGCUCUGCUCCUUUUUGGACACCAAAAAGAUCACACCCGACUCCUACGCCAUUAACUGGCUCGGGAGUCUCUUUUCCAGCCACUGCCCUCCUGACGUUACCCAGGCCCUGUGGGACUCUUACCUCCAGCAGUCUGAUCCUUUUCUCAUCUUCUUCCUCAUGCUUAUCAUCCUCGUCAAUGCCAAAGAGGCCAUCCUUGCACAAGAAGGAAACAGCAAAGAAGACAUAGUCAAAAUGCUGGAGGAAUCCCCCUCUCUCCUGGAAUUGGAGGACAUUGAAGAUCUGUUUUCGCUGGCUCAGUAUUACCAGAGCAAAACCCCCCUGUCGCUCCGAAAGAUGAACCAGAAUCUGUUUGGGAGCAGCCUGGUGGCUCUGAAAGAGGAGGAAACUGACCUGAGUCAGGCUCUGUGCCUCCCAGUGUCCGUCCCUGAAAUCCUGCAGGCCAACCAGCUGCAACAGGACGGGGUCCGUUUCUUUGUGGUGGACUGUCGGCCUGCAGAGCAGUACAAUGCUGGACACCUGUCCACAGCCUUCCACCUGGACUCCGACCUGAUGCUGCAAAACCCCUCUGAGUUUGCACUCUCUGUGAAGUCUCUCUUGGAGGCACAGAAGCAGUCUUUAGAGUCAGGCUCAAUCGCCAGCGGAGAGCACCUGUGUUUCAUGGGCAGCGGCAGAGAGGAGGAGGACAUGUAUAUGAACAUGGUGCUGGCACAUUUUCUACAGAAAAAUAAAGAAUACGUGAGCAUCGCUAAAGGAGGAUUCAUGGCUCUCCAGAAGCACCUGGUGGACAUGAACGUGGAGGGCCUCGACUCUUCAUACGUCAACUGGAUUGUCAGCACAUCUGGAUCCCACAGCAGCCUCAGCUCAGCUGAUGGAGAGUCUCUCAGCCCCGGAGACGGAAAAGGCGUCAAGUCCCUGGUCAACAAAAUGACUUUUGCCCUCAAGUCCAAGUCGGUGAACGUAAAGGAGAAGAUGAUCAGCUUUAUUGAGAAUACUUCCACCCCCGUAGACAGAAUGUCUUUCAAUCUGCCCUGGCCAGAGAAGGUGAUUCCAGAUCGACACGUCAGCAGCAGUGACCGCGUGGGCAAACCUUACCGCGGGGUCAAGCCCGUCUUCAGCAUCGCCGACGAAGAGGAGUACGACACAGAUGAGAUAGACAGCUCAUCCAUGUCAGACGACGACAGGAAGGAGAUCGUCAAUAUUCAGACCUGGAUGAACAAACCGGAUGUUAAACAUUGCAUUCCAUGUAAUGAGGUGAAAGAAACAGGUCACAUGUUCCCCAGUCACCUGUUGAUCACAGCUACUCACAUGUACUGCCUGCGAGAGAUCGCCUCAAGGAAAGGCUUUGCCUACAUCCAAUCCAGACAAGCUCUGAAUUCUGUGGUGAAGAUCACAUCCAAAAAGAAGCACCCAGAACUGAUCACAUUCAAGUUUGGGAGCAACAAUUCAGCCGGAGUGGAGAUUUCUGCCGUUGAGAGAUAUUUGAUACCCAAUGCAGGCGAUGCCACAAAGGUCAUCAAGCAGCAGAUCAUGAAAGUUCUAGAUGCUCUGGAGAGCUCGUAAGCAGAGACAACGGGGUCAAUCCGGACAGGUUAUGAUGAGCUCCCAUGACACAAACUGUAAGAAGACUCUCCUUCUCGUGUCCUCCCUCCCGGACGGCUCCCAGAGCAGCGUUGACUGUUAGGACCCGUGUGUCUGUCCACAGGACAUCCGGGCAGAGCGCCAACCGCAGACCUGUGGGGCAGGCUGCACGUGUCCAAAUAUAUAGGUGCUCUGCAGUCACCUAACCAUCACCGUUUCACUAAUUUAAGAAAUAUCGGUUAUAGUGUGUGUUCUUCCUUACUACUAUUAAAACACAGGGUGUCAUUACAGUGCAGUUCGGCUUUGAUGAGUUCCCUCUGGCCUUAACGUAGCAUACUGGCUGACCAGUGGCACUUUUGUCAAACUCUUACGCGACUAACUUUUUUCAAUUUUAUCUUGGACUCGAUAUCUCAAUUCGGACUGACUUUCUUUUUUUCGUUUCUUCAUUUCUCUUGACGUGCUGAGUAGGUAUAUAAGGUGCACCUCUCUUUGAAACAAAUGGUUUUGCUGGAACAUAAGGCAAGUUUCCCUUUGAAACAACAGUUUUGACCACUCUUGUUUUCCAGCAGACAGCCUUAAAUAGGAAUUAUUUGAGGGUCUUUAUGAAUACUUAAUGUAUAUAUAUCGUGUUAACUGCUGUGUUUAUGCACAGACCUCCGCAAUGUCAUUUUGAAAGCAUAUCCUGAAUGAAUAUGCCAAGAAACCAACACGGUUUGAAGGUAACCCUUGUUUCCACUGUAAGAAGUAAGCCUUUACCAGUGUUUACGGGGAAUAAUUUAUUCUCAGCUUUUCCAAACGGUAAUGAAUUAACCUCAUCUCAUAGAGUUUGCCAGUAGCUUCCAUGGAAUAUCAUCCACAGGCCCUUCAGGGCUACACUGGAAUCACUCCAGAAAGUUCAGUGAUUGUAGUUGAUAAAAGACUGAGGAUCUCAGUAGUUUUCUUCUCCAAGGUUUUGUUGAAAACGUGCUUCUUUCAUUAUGUUCUUGACACUGAAAGUAACACUAGAAAAAUUUCACUAAAUUUUAUUUUAUUUUUUUUAUUUUUUCUCUGUGGUCCCCGUGCAGCUGUAAUAUUUAAGACCACUGUCAUCAAAACAAAUCUGAGUGUUAGCCCAUGUGCAGCCACACAAAGAAACCAGAGCGUUGUGAGCAGCAGUAUCUGAACCCUCAGGCACUUUAAGGUGGUUUCAAUCUGGAAGAUUGUGUAUGACGACAAAAAAAAAGUUAAAGGACUAUAAAACAGCUCAGUUUUCAAGGUUGACAAAAGUCUCUAGUGUUGCUUUAAGAAAAAAAGGCUGGUGUCACGAGGACUGUGCUGCGCACUUAAAAGCACAUUUUUGCAGUGGUUCAAAAGUAAAGUUAUUGAUUCUCCCAUCAGUUCGUCUCGUCAGUUGUGUUAGUCGAAACUGAGCAGCUUCAGUUUGCUUGCCACUGUUGCCUUCGGCCUCAUGCCUGUGAUUUGUUUUUGGGCACCAGCAGUGGCAACAUUACACCGCUGCUUCCCCUCUGAUCUCAAUCUGUGUUUUGGACCCUUCUUGAUUUUGCCCUCCCUUAUGCAUUUGCUUUGAAGUCUUUUUAUAAGACAUAAAAACCUUCCACAGGACUGCCGCAGUUGAAUUUUUUGGUCAUUAAUCUCUUCACUCUCCUAAAUUUGAAUGGGGGUGUCAUCAUCCUGCCAAAGAAAGAAUACAUAUUUUAGGAAUGAGAAAGAAAAAAAAAAAAAACUUGAAUUAAAGCCUAGUCUUUUAGUCUCUCAUAGCAUUCCUGUGUAACCCAUGAAUUGUGCUGUCAUUUGUAUUUUUGUGAUACUUUACAGUAUUCUUUAUGCUUGGAACGCCCUUGGCUUUGGCAUCUUUAUGUUCCUCUGUACCGUCACUGGCAAAGUAUGUCUGCCACAUGUCAAAAAUGCGAGAUGUCUGAAGUGUAAUUUGCACCUUACUGUACUGCUAUUAUUUUCUAAGCGUUUCCGUUUUUAAUAAAUGGAGAUUAUUGGACUGCAGUGAUCGGUUCGACAUCAUACUUAAACUCCCAAGAGGCACUAUUUAAUUGCUCAUUGAGAACAGAUGUGACCAGGUUGAAGCUGGUUGUGAACAUUGUAAUGAACUGUCAUAUUUAUGAUAAAUCUAUAAAUAUUUUAACAGUGUGGAAGGAAACAGUACUAUAUCACUGCCUCCCUCCUGGUUUUGAUUGUCAAAUGACAUAAAACUUAUCAGUUUGCAAGAAUAAAAAUGUAGCCCAUCUUAAAGUUUGAAGGUAGUUUUUAAAUAUUAAAGUCAAUGUGUUGAUGAUUGCUGGGACAGAACGAGUUUUUAAUCCUGUGAACCCACACAGACAAAGGGGGACUCUGAACUCCACACAGGACCCUUUUUGCUGUGAGGCGACGUUGCUGACCACCUCAUCACCGUGCUGCCCGCAGUCAGAGGCAUCCCUCGGACUCUGAAUAACUCUUAGCUUUCUGAUAAAAUCUCAAUUUCCUCCCAUGUUGAAAGC
Molecule: messenger RNA, 4663 nt
Organism: Menidia menidia (Atlantic silverside)
Lineage: Eukaryota; Metazoa; Chordata; Actinopteri; Atheriniformes; Atherinopsidae
Source: the annotation of a GenBank genome assembly